AUGCUGUACAACAGUUUCACACCAGAUGUUCAUAGCGGUCCCGUACCAAAAAUAUGGAACCUGAUAAAUCCAGUGAAGAGCAAGCCGUGGGAAUCGCUCAUUGGUAGUGUAAUCCCGCUGCUGGCACUGCUUACAUCAACGGGAAUCCUGUGUGGUUGUGGCCUUCGCUUCCAGUCCAUCGUCGUCGCCUCCUACUUUCUUGUUCUUUCUGUGGGUGUCGAUGACGUAUUCAUCAUUUUGCGUGCCUGGGAUCGCACAAAUAUGGGAGCGCCUAUCCCGGAGCGCCUUUCUAAAACACUAGAAGAUGCUGGGCCGUCUAUCACAAUUAGGUGUGCUUCUGAACUAAUCAUAUGCAUAAAUACGGCUACUGAAAGCUGGUGUUGA
This is a messenger RNA of Gongylonema pulchrum, 384 nucleotides long. The record is from the annotation of a GenBank genome assembly. Lineage: Eukaryota; Metazoa; Nematoda; Chromadorea; Rhabditida; Gongylonematidae.